AUGGCCAAGUCCAACGACAAGUUCUACAAGACCGUCGUCUUCGCGGAAGACAUGACCGACGUCAUGCUGGAAAAGGUUGUGGCGACGGCCAAGGAUGCGUUCCAGCUCCAAGUGGCGUCUGGCAAGACGUUUUCAACAAUUGCCGAGUUUGUUCGCAGGAACAUGGAGAAAGAAUACGGCCGUGGAUGGAAUUGUGUCGUCGGGCUCUCCUUUGGGGCUUACGUGACGCACGAGAUCAAGACAUACGUGUACUUCAGCGUCGCAUCCGGCGUAUCCGUCUUGGUCUGGAAAACGUAGACGAUGACUUCGGCGACAUCGAACCCCCUCCAUCUAGCCUAGACCACCUCCCCCUGCCUGUAAACCAGCACCAUAUGCAAG
Messenger RNA from Aphanomyces invadans, 378 nucleotides. RefSeq lists its product as hypothetical. The transcript has 2 exons. Gene Ontology annotation, cellular component: dynein complex. The coding region runs from base 1 to 297 and encodes 98 amino acids. Gene Ontology annotation, molecular function: dynein light intermediate chain binding; dynein intermediate chain binding. Gene Ontology annotation, biological process: microtubule-based process. The record is from RefSeq and is a predicted model, not a curated record. Lineage: Eukaryota; Oomycota; Saprolegniomycetes; Saprolegniales; Verrucalvaceae.